GUCGGUUAUAAAGCUGCUGCUGGCCUCCUGUCUGCAGGUUCCUGAGUGUCCCAGCAGGAUGGACGUGGUUCAGACAUCGAUGCUGCUGCUGCUGCUGGCGGCGCUCGGCGCCACCGUAGAGCCGAGCCCCGAAAACUGUCACGGCCUGAACGCCACGCUGAGGAGGGAACACCUGCACAAGAUCUUCGGGGACUGGGUCAUGGUCUUUGACAUGCCGGACCACGAUGAUCAAAACAGCCCGUACACAAUGCCGAACUUCACCAGCUCCCACAUGGAGCUGCGACUCCUCGCCGACAACCACACCGUCACGUUCAACGAGUGGAACUCGUACUCCAUCAACAAGUGCAGAAAGGUCUUCGUCAACAUGUCCAUGGCGGCUGAGGACUUGACAGACCUGCACCACGUUGGCGGCAAAAUCGAGGAGGACGGAGUUUUCACAGACUACAACAUUUCGGCUAAAAUGCAUUUCUUCGAGAGCUGUGACGACUGUCUGGUGAUGACCUACGAGCACUCAGAGGGAAGAUUCCUGACGACCUACAGGAGGAAGGGGCACCAUCAGGACGUUGACAAGUUGAAGGAACACCACGACAAUAACAACAAACUGGCCGAGUGUCUGGGAUUCCCUCCAGGCAAAGCGUUCACCUACGACGGAGCUGCAGGUCAGUUUGAGUCUGUUCCUGAGUGUCCCAGCAGGAUGGACGUGGUUCAGACAUCGAUGCUGCUGCUGCUGCUGGCGGCGCUCGGCGCCACCGUAGAGCCGAGCCCCGAAAACUGUCACGGCCUGAACGCCACGCUGAGGAGGGAACACCUGCACAAGAUCUUCGGGGACUGGGUCAUGGUCUUUGACAUGCCGGACCACGAUGAUCAAAACAGCCCGAACUUAAUGCCGAACUUCACCAGCGCCUACACGGAGCUGCGACUCCUCGCCGACAACCACACCGUCACAUCCAGCGAGUGGAACUCGUACUCCAUCAACAAGUGCAGAAACGUCUUCGUCAACUGGUCCAUGGCGGCUGAGGACUCGUCAGACCUGCACCACGUCGCCGGCAAAAUCGAGGAGGAUGGAGUUUUGAGAGACCACAACAUUUGGGCUCAAAUGCAUUUCUUCGAGAGCUGCGACGACUGUCUGGUGUUGAUCUACAAGAACGCAGAGGGAAGAUUCCUGACGACCUACAGGAGGAAGGGGCACCAUCAGGACGUUGACAAGUUGAAGGAACACUACGACAAUAACAACAAACUGGCCGAGUGUCUGGGAUUCCCUCCAGGCAAAGCGUUCACCUACGACGGAGCUGCAGGGCCCCUGGGGGCCCCGGGGUCGGUUAUAAAGCUGCUGCUGGCCUCCUGUCUGCAGGUUCCUGAGUGUCCCAGCAGGAUGGACGUGGUUCAGACAUCGAUGCUGCUGCUGCUGCUGGCGGCGCUCGGCGCCACCGUAGAGCCGAGCCCCGAAAACUGUCACGGCCUGAACGUCACACUGCAGAAGGAAGAGAUGCACAAGAUCUUCGGGGACUGGGUCAUGGUCUGGGUCAUGCCGGACCACGAUGAUCAACGCAUCGAGGACAUAAUGCCGAACUUCACCAGCUCCCACAUGGAGCUGCGACUCCUCACCGACAACCACACCGUCACGUUCAACGAGUGGAACUCGUACUCCAUUAACAAGUGUAGGAAGUACUUCAUCAACAUGUCCGUGGCGGCUGAGGACUCGACAGACCUGCACCACGUCGGCGGCAAAAUCGAGGACGACGGAGUUUUCACUGAAUACAACGAGUCGGGUCAAAUGCAUUUCUUCGAGACCUGCGACGACUGUCUGGUGAUGGUCUACAAGAACGCAGAGGGAAGAUUCCUGUUGAUCUACAGGAGGAAGGGGCACCAUCAGGACGUUGACAAGUUGAAGGAACACUACGACAAUAACAACAAACUGGCCGAGUGUCUGGGAUUCCCUCCAGGCAAAACGUUCACCUACGACGGAGCUGCAGAUUUGUGUCCUAAGAAAUCUGCUCCAGAAGUUGCUGUUGAUCCUGUUGAACCUGCUGCAGAGUCCUGAGGGACAAACAACAACAACAACAUAAACAACAACAAUAAAAUAACUGAAAUGCUGAAA
Messenger RNA from Centropristis striata (black sea bass), 2098 nucleotides. RefSeq names its product saxitoxin and tetrodotoxin-binding protein 1-like. The transcript is spliced from 16 exons. NCBI's taxonomy places the organism in Eukaryota, Metazoa, Chordata, Actinopteri, Perciformes, Serranidae. The coding region runs from base 59 to 2041 and encodes 660 amino acids. The record is from RefSeq and is a predicted model, not a curated record.